AUGCAACCAGUUGCAUCCCCAGAUAUUUGUGGAAGUGAAGUGCAAGGAUUCAAAAUGCGACCAAUUUUAUACGUAUUGUUAUUGACUAUUCAGUUAGCCAUCACUCAUUGUGCAAAUCCUCUUUCAUACAAAGGCAGAUGUAGCGUCCGGGAUUCAAACUGCAUUACCAGGCACGUCCAACUCAAAGCUCCAGCUAUCGCUGCUAAUGUUUUGUCGGAGGCAGCAUCAAGAUCUUUAGACCCACUGAUCAUAGACGCCGCAGAGAUAGACAUUGCUGGUCUGAAAAUAAACUUUUACAAGGCAAUUGUUAAGAGCUUAAAUGGAUUCGCUAUUGACAAAGUAGAAAUCGACACAGCUGCAAGGAAAAUGCGGGUUAUAUCGCACACUGAUGCGGUAGUAAAGGGCCAUUAUAGUAUUGACGGAGAAGUCCUGGGAUUCGCAAUAAAUGAAGAUGGUGACGCGGAAAUUAAUUCUAAAAACUUCCAAGUUGAAUUCGUAAUGCCGUACGAUAUCGUAAAAGAUGCCUCCGGUCGAGGGGUUUUUGAUCUGAAAGGAUUUAAAUACACCUACGAUAUUAAAGACAAAGUGGAGUAUAAUUUCAGUAAUUUGUUCGCAGGCAAUAGAGCACUUAGUGAUACAGCCCACAAAUUUAUAAACCGAAGCUGGUCGAAGGUUCUAAUAACCACUUAUGGACGACCAAUCCUCGAUGUAGUGACUUCUAAAGUCUUCAACGCUUUCCGAGCAUAUCUCCAUACACAGCCGAUUGACGAUAUUUUGUACUAA
Molecule: messenger RNA, 783 nt
Organism: Leptosia nina
Lineage: Eukaryota; Metazoa; Arthropoda; Insecta; Lepidoptera; Pieridae
Source: the annotation of a GenBank genome assembly